Messenger RNA from Adelges cooleyi (spruce gall adelgid), 3302 nucleotides. It is a transcript of the gene hzg, whose product is annotated as phosphatase Herzog. The transcript is spliced from 6 exons. NCBI's taxonomy places the organism in Eukaryota, Metazoa, Arthropoda, Insecta, Hemiptera, Adelgidae. The record is from RefSeq and is a predicted model, not a curated record. Bases 411 to 1277 code for a protein of 288 amino acids. Gene Ontology annotation, molecular function: RNA polymerase II CTD heptapeptide repeat phosphatase activity.
GGUACGCUUAUUUUUUUUUCUAUGGCUCGAGGCCUCGCCAUCUGUGCCUUCGUAAACCGGGUGGUACUGUGGUAGUAGACAGUAGCGCUCCUACGUUGCUCUCUUCAAACGCCAACAAGCGAUAAACAAAUAAUAAUAAUAAAAUAGUGUGCAAGUUUACUCGGCGGUCUAAAUAUUUGCACGUUAUUCGCUUGUCGUCGUUGCGAUCACACAUAAUAUCUACGUUCACCGCACACACAUACACGUAACUGAAGAGGACUGAAGGACAGUCUUUUGCUGAGCAGUUUUGGCGUUUCUUGGUCGUUGCUGUGUAAUUCUUAAUAUCUUAUAUAUGGUGUUGAACUCGUACAUAAGAAAUUGCUUUACGAAUGGUCACGGGGCACUAAAGAAGGUAAACAACAAAUGUUUAAAUGGAAGCAUCUUCAAUUAUCACCCAGGUGUCGCGUGAGGAAGAACACUUAAAGAGUUAUACUCCAGAUAAAGGUAGCCAUGUUCGAAUGAAAAAUGAAAGAGGAUUAUGGCGAACACUACUGUGUUGUUUUGGGAAAUCGAGGACAAGACCAAAAUCUACUUUUGGACCAAGCGGUAGUAUUCGUGGAGUCAACUCCAAAUCUAGCCGUAGUUUUACACCUCCACUAAGCCCGGACCCUUCACAAACAUCAUAUCUUCUUCCCGCUAUCAAACAUCAAGAUAUGCAUAAAAAGUGUAUGGUGAUUGAUUUAGAUGAAACACUUGUUCAUAGUUCAUUUAAGGCAAUCAACAAUGCAGACUUUAUAGUGCCUGUAGAAAUAGAUGGUACCAUUCAUCAAGUAUAUGUUUUGAAAAGGCCACAUGUAGAUGAAUUUCUUCAGCGUAUGGGCGAACUUUAUGAAUGUGUAUUAUUUACUGCAAGUCUUGCCAAGUAUGCUGAUCCAGUAGCUGAUUUGUUAGAUCAGUGGGGUGUCUUCCGAGCUCGCCUAUUCCGUGAAUCAUGUGUUUUUUAUAGAGGAAACUAUGUAAAAGACUUAAACAAAUUAGGCCGUGCACUACAUAAAGUCGUAAUCAUUGAUAAUUCACCAGCUUCUUAUAUUUUUCAUCCUGAUAACGCUGUUCCUGUUAAUUCAUGGUUUGAUGAUAUGACUGAUAAAGAACUGUUGCACUUGAUUCCAUUUUUUGAAAAGCUUAGUAAAAUGGAAAACGUUUACCCAGUUAUUUGCAACAUUAAUCAUAUGGCGAACGCUGCUGCCGCUGCAAUUGCUGCCCAAUCACAACACAUUAACAGUGAUAACAAUUUAUAGCAGUGAUUUUUCACAAUACAAUGUAUUUGUGCCAAUAAUGGUUAUUUGAUAGCCAAUCGUGUGAAAAAAACAAAGUAAAAUAAUAAUUAUUAUUAAUAUUAUAUUAAUUAUCAUAAUACAAUAAAUUACAUUUAACGUGUACAAAAUUAAAAUGUUACAAUGUACCUAAUUGAGGUACAAUGGAACAGUUACUAUAAUAAUUCUUGUUACACUUCUUUAAAUGUUGUUUUCAUUUUUGGUUUUUUAUAAACACGAGACUAGAAAAAAUAUCAUUAUUUUGAGGUGUUUUUACUAAAGAUAAUUAUUAUUAACUAAAUUUGUUUGUAAGUCAAAAGGAUAAUAAUGUUUUAAGAUCGGUACAUAUGUAUGAUAAUAAUUGUAUUCUAUGUAAAAAAGUGUCAAAAUACGUAUUUUGUUGGGGUUAUUGUUGUCUUGUAUGCAGAAACAUCUCGAUGUAUUACAAACUUUAAAAACUAUUGAUUCAGACCUACAAUUUAACUACAUGUAUUUAACUGUUACAAAAAUUUAUAUAUGUAUACAAAUUUUAUGUUUAAACGGAUAAUAUAGUUGGGAGCGUAACAUAAAAUAAUUUACUAUAUCAGUCACCUCUAUAUUGCGACUAAUAGUAAAAAAAAAAUAAUUUUCUUUAUUCACUUAUUAAUAGACAUGCUUUCUAAAAAAAAAUUUCAAACUUGACAUACAUUUGCAAAGAGUACAAACUAUUUAUGAUGUAUUAACAAAUAAUGAAUAUUUUAUUCAAAUCACAUCCAAUAUUUUACAAUUAUUUUCAUUUUGAUUUUAUAUUUUUCUAAUAUUAUGUCUAUUGUUUUUAUUAAGACGAGGAUAUUUCUGUUCUUUUAUGGUGUUAUAUUUAAUGUUGUCUUCAUAAUUCUCUCAUUUACAAUGAUAACUUUUUCAAAUAAUUAUGUUAUGUAGUUUGAAUUGUACAGUAUUUAUCAAUUUUACAGUAUUUUCUCCCAAAAAUUCCAUUUUAUAUUUCUCCAAUGAACCACUCAUAUCAAAUGCUUGAAAUGCAUUCAUAUUUGCAAACAUUCUAUUUUCAACUAUAAAGUUGUCUUAUGUUUUCUUUAGACUAUGCUUGUUGUUUUUUUUUUUAUUUGCAAUAUGUGAUAUUAAAUUUAUUAAACUCAACAAAUAAAAUUGUUGAUACAUAUUAAUUAAUAUCAAUAAAACAUUUAAAAUUUGUUCAUUAACAAUAUAGGAUUUUCGCAUUAGCCAUAUGUAUAUAUUAGUUUAAUGUUCAUAUCAAUAUUCAAGAAAUGUAGAAGAUUACUCGCUUCAUUUCAACAAUAAUCCUGCUGUAUAAAAUAAUAGGAACACCAAUUUAAGAUCAUAAGAUUAAAUACCCUUUCACUUUAUAAAAUAUUUGGCCAACACACAUUAAGCAAUUAAGUUUUUAAAAUUGUUAUUAUUAUUAUAUAUCAAUUAAUUUGUAUAUUUUUAUUUUGUUUUCUUUUAAAAGUUAUUAUUUUUAUUGAUUAUAUGGAUAUAAACAAAACUAGGUUUAACAUUAGAGAUUAGAUGAUUUCUUUAUUACGAUAACAAUUAAAAAUAUAUUUUUCGUUAAUUUAGUUGUUACAACUAGGUUACAGAAUACGUUUUUUAUCUAUUUUUUUUGUUUUACAACUUAAAACACGCGGCCUUAUUCUUGCUAAUUUAAUUAACUUGGUUAAUUAAAUUUUUUGCAUCAUGUCCCCUGUCGUUUGAAUCUCUAGUUUAUUAUUAGUAUUAAUUUUUUUUUUUGGUAAUAUGUAUUUUUCUCUAAUGUGUAAAACCAGUCUGAAUACACCAGAAAAAAAAAGUUGCCAAUAUUUUUGAAAUGUAUUUGUUAAUCUAUUGUUAAGCAUUAUAAAUUUGCCUGGUUAAGUUAAUUAAUUUUUUUAACGCAAUUUCAUAAGAAGUGAUAUUUAAGAAAAAAUUUGUACAAGACUUUGCUCAUUAAAAUAACAUUAUCAUUAAUUUGUACUGUCUGUUCCAAUUUUAUUUUAUAUCUUACAACCUCAU